UCCAAGUGGGCCGAUGAUUGAUGCAAAAAUGAGAAGAAAUACACGGAUUUUAGUGCUUUUUGCUUCGAUUUGGAUAAUCGGGGUUCUGUAUUAUAUGUACAAGAUUAAUGACUCAGAGGAUAACACAAAUAGAGCACUGCGGCUCAAACCAGAGUCAGUUGUCAGUAAAAAGGAUGUGCCUCAUCAAAAUGACAAUGGGAGUGAUAAAUCACAGACACCUGAUGAAAAUGCGGGAAAAGUGUCAUGGCAAUAUUUUGACGAAAAAGCUUAUAUUGAUUCCAAACGGGUACUACCUGGAGAGGACGCUUAUAAAAAGAAUAAAUUCAAUCAGAUAGCUAGUGAUAAUAUAAAAAGUAAUAGAGAAGUACCAGAUACAAGACAUCCUAGGUGUCGGUCACAAGAAUGGCAAACCGGCCUUCCACCAACGUCGGUCAUCAUCACAUAUCAUAAUGAGGCUAGGUCGACGUUAUUAAGAACUAUAGUCAGUGUAUUAAAUAGAAGUCCAGAGAACCUUGUAAAAGAGAUUAUACUUGUAGAUGACUUCAGUGACGAUGGCACUGAUGGUCAAGAAUUAGCAAAAAUACAAAAAGUGAAAGUGAUAAGAAAUGAAAAAAGAGAAGGUUUAAUGCGUUCUCGGGUAAAGGGGGCAGAUGCAGCCGUGGCCCCAGUACUCACCUUUCUUGAUAGUCACUGUGAAUGCAAUACCCAUUGGUUGGAACCCCUCCUGGAGAGAAUCAAAGAGGAUCGUACACGCGUCGUCAGUCCAAUUAUUGAUGUGAUCAACAUGGAUAAUUUCCAAUACGUCGGAGCAUCGGGGGAUCUAAAAGGAGGGUUUGAUUGGAAUUUGGUUUUUAAAUGGGACUACAUGACCCCAGAUGAGAGGACCCAUAGGCGGAGUAAUCCAAUCUCACCGAUCAAAACUCCAAUGAUAGCGGGAGGUUUAUUUUCGGUUGAGAAAAAGCGUUUUGAAGAAAUAGGAAAAUAUGAUAUGAUGAUGGAUGUGUGGGGAGGAGAAAAUUUAGAAAUAUCAUUCCGAGUGUGGCAGUGUCAUGGCAGCUUAGAGAUAAUUCCAUGCAGUCGAGUGGGCCAUGUCUUCCGCAAGCAACAUCCGUAUACCUUCCCUGGGGGCAGUGGCACAGUAUUUGCUAGGAACACCCGGCGUGCGGCUGAAGUGUGGAUGGACGAUUACAAACAGUUCUAUUACAUGGCAGUGCCGUCAGCUCGCCAUGUCAAUUUCGGCAACAUCCGCCAACGCACAGAGAUCCGCGAACGGUUACAAUGCAAAUCAUUUAAAUGGUACCUUGAAAACGUGUAUCCAGAACUGAAGGUCCCCGACAAACAGGAUGUAGCUUUCGGUUCGAUAUCUCAGGCCAAUCUUUGCAUGGAUACGCUUGGACAUUUUGCGGAUGGUGUCGUGGGUCUGUUCACCUGCCACAAUGCUGGAGGAAAUCAGGAAUGGUCGUUGACAAAACGAGAGCAGAUAAAGCACCUUGAUCUGUGCUUAACGUUGGUAGAGCCAUCGCCGGGCAGUGCACUCAAACUCUUCCAGUGUAAUAAUGAUAACAGAAACCAGAAAUGGCAACGUUCUGGCACAUCAUUGAAGCAUGCAGACCACAAGCUGUGUAUAGACAGCAAAGAUGGCGGGAACCAGGCAUUAACUAUACAGGCCUGUGAUAGCCAACAAAUGUCACAGAUAUGGAAAUUCUCGUUAAAUUCCAGAUAAAAUUUAGUCUGGACUUCUAUUAAUGUUGGGACAUGUAAUUUGCAGGCCUUGAAAUCUAUUCUAAAAGGGAAGGCCAGUAAAGUGUUACCAAAAAUAGCCAAAAAUCAGGUUUUCCCAUGUGGUCAAAAGUUUGAUACUGUUGUUAAAGAGGCUGACAAUUGUGUUGUAUCUCCAUAGUGAUUACUUAAAAACUGUCUCCACUGUGAACCUUUAAUUGCUGGCAAAAUUUCCUUUGCAGUGUUUUUGAUACUGCCUGUAGACUUUCAUGUUAAUUGAUAUGGUUGAAAAAUCAUGAUGUGAAGACUUCCUUGGGUUUUUUUCUGGGUUUAAGAUACAACAUGAAAUUUACCUUUGGGAGAACUGAAUGCCAGUUCGAAAAGUUUUAUCAGAAGAUUUGUGACCCGCUCCAGCAAAACCAGUCGCAUGUCGCACAUAAGAUGAGCCUAGAUGACACCAGAAGAUAAUAGAUGAAAUUGAUGUUGUCAGAUUUCACAAACGGCAGACAAUAGUGAAAUGAACAAACAGUCCGUCUCAACCUGCCAAGCUCUGAGCGAUAUGCGACUGGUUUUGCUGGAACGGGUCACAUUUGGUUGUUGGUGCUGUAGUGUUUCUGGAAAUUCUGAGGAAAUCUUGCAUCAAAAUUGUAUCAAUAAUGCAACACACAGUUUUACCUAAGCUGAAGUGAGUUAAGUUACAGGGUGAUUUGUUCGGUGGUUUUCUUUUCAUUGAUAUCAUCUGGUUGCAAUGAAACUUUUUCACAUCGUGAAUUUUCAACAGUGGGUCUUUCCCUGCUCGGGUUUAACCAUAUGCAAUCACAUUUUAUACAACGGGAAUUAGUGCCAUGAAUGUGUGUAUUUAUUUUUCUAGGGCUUGAAGGAUGGUUGUCAAAUUUGACAUAUUGGAUUCAGUAUUUGGAUAUACAUGAAUGGCAUGUUCAUUUCAUCCCAAUGAACAGGCCUUGUCACUGCCGGCAAUUUUGGCCCGUCUUUGGUUUUCUCAGAGAAGGUCACAUAUGUCGUCUGUUGGGUUAAAAGGAGGGACUAUACUUAGAAAUUCUUAGAAUUUUUCUAGUCUUAUGAAGUUCUUAGAAUUUUUCUAGUCUUAUGUUGUUUCAUGUAGUUAUUGUACUAUACACUUUUAGCUUGCUUUACUUUUAGGUGUUACACAGAUUAGGACACCUGUUUUUAUCUAGUUAUAAAUAUUUGAUGAACAAUUGUUGUGAUUUCUGGGAAAAACUUAUGCAGCGGUCACUGUGAACUCUGUACCCCCCUGGGCAGAUACUAGGCAAUACACUGGGCAAUAACUUCAUGUGGGUGUUUCGGGGGAUUAGCGAAAAUUCGCUAUUGUUAUACCUUUCUUUCAGCAAUGCUGAAAUGGGGAUGGGGUGUGUGAGCAUGUGCAAAAAGCACAGCCUUGCAAUCGUAUAGUUUUCAUGAGCUGUCAGAACCUUCAUUAUACAUGUAGGUGUUUUGAAGUUAGGUUAUCAGAAAAUAAUCAAGUGUGUGUAUGUAACGGUAGGUGACUUCUUUGAUGAUGUAAAUUGUAAUAUGGACACAUGCUCUGCCCUUAUAAUCUCCCACUGCAACAACUCAUCUUUUUAAUGAUCUCGGAUAUAUUUUCCUUCCAUUGUAUUCAAAGGUGGUCAGUGAAGUCUGACAAGUAAAUUUUCCAUACAAUUGAGGGCCACGGAUACAGUGUACCCACACUUUUUAUACAAAUCUCAAUACCGUAUUUUCCGGAUUAUCCCCCGCACUGCCAUAUGACCCGCACCCCCUUUGACCAUUACCUAAAGCCACGCAAGACCCGCACCUGAUUAUGACCCGCACUGCUCCAAGACCCGCAUUCUCCAAAAAUAGUAAGCCAUUCAUUGAUGUUGAAAUCCUAGAACCGCCAUGUUUUUUUUAAUUGUUAACCAAAGUGGAUCAAUUCCAGCAUGGCCGUAACUUGUUUUCCCUAGCGGAGACAUCACAAACUAUGCGAUCAUGGCGGAAAUAUUGGUUGAAAACAAUGCGAAAACGAUGGACAUAAAUCCUUAUCAAGUAACCAGUUUGGUCCCCUUUUUUUUCUUUGGGGUUGGGGCUUAUCCCUCUCAGAAUCCACGCAAGACCCGCACCUUUGUAUCACCCGCACCCCCCCUUUUUGGGGCUUUUUGAGGGCAAAAAGCCGCGGGUCAUACACCGGAAAAUACGGUAUUAAAGGGUUAAUAUAGACCUUAUCAAUGAUGCAAUGGCAGAGUAACAUGCGUUCAGACACUCAUGCGUGGUCAUUGAUGACUUAUCUAAUCAACUGUAUCUUAUAUUGUAUACAAUCGGGUAGAAGCGUUUGUGUAAUUUGUACUUAAAAACCAAAUGAAUCGCCAAUUCAAGAAGGGCCAACUAAACUUCUUUUGGAAAUUGAGUUCAGAUAUGUGUUCUGUUCCUUUCCUAGUUGUGCAACUUAAUUAGCCUUAUUUAUAAUUUGUAAAUGUGUGAUUAUGAGAUCUAUGCAAUUUAUGUUUUUGUGCAGCCAUGUUUUGCCAAUAGGUGCCUGAAUCUUCUGCCAAAGUCUUCUCUAAUAAAGCAAAUUUCAUCUUGGUGUUAAUACAGGACAUCACCGAACAUUACAUAUUGCUAAUUCAAAGACAUGUUGGUUGGUAUAAAACUGCAGCAGAUGGCAUGCUACCCCAUUAAAUUAUUAGAAAAAACAAUGUUGUGCAUCUCGAUGUAACAUAUAGGAUUCUAAUGAACUUGUACAUUUCUUCCAAUUCAUGUUUUCCCCAAAUAUUGUGAAGACUAUCUUUUUUCUCCAGGUGGUGAUGGUUACUUUCUCUGCCCUUACAAUGUAUGAUUUUAAUACUAUUUCUGUUUUUCUAAAUCAUAAGUGCACUUGUAAAUACGUGUUAUCUUUUGCUUUGCUAUUACAAUACAAUAUCCGUGAGUUUUCCUGAUUACCCCAAGGAAAAAUCCUAGCCUGUGUUUGUAAAUAAAAACGUGCGGCUAAACUUAUGAAAGUGUUUUAGAACAAACAACUAAACAUGAUAAUCAGGCUACAUGUAAUUCAAGAAUCACAGAUCUAGUAUGUUGGCCCUGAAAAUCAGAGGCCCUAAAAAUGAAACACAGUCACUGGACAGGUUGAAAUGCAGUUGACUCGGUACUGUUUAAGCUAAAGAAUGAGGACCACUCAAGCUUAACACAGUUUCCUUUAGGCCUCACGCUGUCUUGGCCAAAACUCUUUCAAAAACUUUCACCACAAUUUCCUCCCUUCGUAAAUGUAAAAAUUUUCCUUAUGUACAAACAACUUUGAUUUCUUUCAUAUUUGAUAUUGUAAAAACCUUAAUCAUUUCAUCAGAAUCCAAUUUUUAUAGAACUAUUCAUCAAUAAAUCGUAUUGAUAAAAA
Lineus longissimus is the source of this 5098-nucleotide messenger RNA. RefSeq names its product polypeptide N-acetylgalactosaminyltransferase 2-like. Bases 14 to 1723 code for a protein of 569 amino acids. Gene Ontology annotation, cellular component: Golgi apparatus. Gene Ontology annotation, biological process: protein O-linked glycosylation. Gene Ontology annotation, molecular function: polypeptide N-acetylgalactosaminyltransferase activity. The record is from RefSeq and is a predicted model, not a curated record. NCBI's taxonomy places the organism in Eukaryota, Metazoa, Nemertea, Pilidiophora, Heteronemertea, Lineidae. The transcript has 15 exons.